CCGUAGAAAUUGAUAAGCAUUAUAUUUUAAAUUGUUUUCCAAUGUAGCACUUGAGCUUAGUUAAAUCAAAUCAUUCGUGUUAAUAACAUUCCGGCAACUAAAAUGAGCGCUCGAAAUUCGUUGUUCUCAACAGUAUUGUUAUAUUACAUAUGCGGUGGCCUUGAAUACAUAUCAGCGCAACCCACAGGUGUGCGCAUAUUUCACACUCUAUCACAUGGCUUCAAGAUCCCACAAAGUCAGCAACCGCCAGACGCCAUUAGCUUUGGCGGCAUGAAUGGAGGAUACAUGGCAACACAAUUGGAUCGACAUCCCUGGGAAAGACAUCGGUUUCAAGACCGAUACGGAUAUGACCCCAAUAAAGAUUUUGUAAUUGCACAACCAAAUUUUCACAAUUCUGAAAAAUUCAUGAUUAAUAGACUGAGUAAUAUACCACCAUUCGUAUUGAAUUCUGCAACUGUGCCUUUAGAAGCGCCAAGUGUAAAUGUGGCAUUAUCUGAGGAUGCAAUAAUCGUAAACCAUCCUUGGCAUAAUCCACAUGGCAGAAGGCAUCACCAUAGAUGUCAUCAUGACCACAGAUCAAUGAUUUCGGAUCCCGGCCUAAAGGAAGAAGAUCUACAAGGUGCAGGCUAUGAAGCUGGGAGUUUCGGGCAAACUACAAUCUUUGGCAAUGCUAAUAACGGCAUACGAGAGUGGGAGAAUAUUGGACCACAACGAAGAGGUGGAGGUAAACCAAAAGAAGAUGCCGUUACAGAUAUUACUCCAACAGUUUCUACAACAACGCCAGCAGCAAUAUCAACUACAACCGAUUCUGCAAAGGGAACCGUAGAAAUCACAGAACCAGCGUCAAAACCAUAUGAAACGACAACAAUCAAUACCUCAGCAGCAAUUUCAACUACAAAAACAUACGAAACAACAACAGUCAGUAACUUAGCUAAAAUUUCUACGACCGGUGCCACCGUAACGGUUGCGCCAACAGAGAGCACGUUUGAAAUUGAUGUAAGAAGUGGAUUGGCAUAAAACGCAAUUAGCAAAGGAAAGAAGAUAAGGACUAUAUUGCAACUGGGAAUGUGUUAUAUAAAUAUACUAACUUUGUAGUGGGUUUACUAAUCACUGUGUAUGAAUGUAAAUCGUAAUGCUGUUCCAUGUCCGGACUGAUAUCAUUUGCUGUGAUUUUAAUAUUUUUACUAAAAGUUUAAUUUGAAUGUAGGUUUUGACAUUUAGGGUUUGAUAUGAAUGUAUAUCGAAAUUACCGAGAUGAAGAUAUGAAUUGAUUACUGGAUGUCUGUGUGAUAUAUCUGCUUCAAAACUGUUACUUUAUUAGGUUCUACAUACAUAUCUCACAAACAUCUGAAGGUGAUCAACCAAAUUGUUGUGAACUUAUUUAUUAUUCCAUCAUAUGUAGUGAAAUUUGGGUUAUCGAGUACCAACCAUGCCCAGAAGCAACAAAAAAAUAGGUCCACAGAUUUGAAUCUAUGGAAAAAUUGGAGAAUGGCAUAGCUUCACCCACUUUUAUAUGGACCUUUUUACCUCACUAGCUACUGAACCAGCUUUUUUUAUAAAAUGUGUGGCAUGUUUCAUCUAAAAUGAUCGAAAUCGCUUGAUAAAAUCCCCCCCACUAGCUUUUACCGAGUAUGACAUGCCACAUAUAACCGGCUACGUUCGAACUAAGUGUUUCCUUACUUUUUACAUCAAGAUAAGCGUAGUACAAGCAGGGACAAGUUUCCUGUCUUACAGCGGCAUUCGAGAACAGUCACAUUUUCACAGUGAUGCAAAACAGUAAAUAAUAUUUAUUUCAGUGCCACACACUACAAUGCCGUUAUUUAUACUGUACCACAUGCAAUACGCAUUUCUCUUCAUAUUACUGCAAUGUUUGAUGUACCAGGCAACUGCAGUUUCAACAACUACGGAAGUAUCUCAGCAAAAGUGCGGUGAUAACGAAUGUCGGCAAUCAAACGAACAUGUCAUUUUAAUGAAAUUUAUACGUGAGCAACAACGGAAAAAACAACAACAACUUUUUGAAAACCCUGAAUCCGGUGGUAAUCGGCAACAUUUUAGACAUCAUUCCAUCAAAACAACAACAACAAGUGCGCCUACAAUACGCACUGUUUAUCGCCAAAACCUCAGUAAACUAAACUCAUCAAUAAACUCACAAACAAAUACAACAACCAACAAUCUUCGACGCAAUUCCACCAAGUUAGCAUACAAUACAACCACAGACACCGCCACCUCUCACAAUGGAACGGAGCCAUAUGCCGAACAGAUCGUACUUUACAUGGUAGCGCAACGUAAAUGCAAUCACCACCGCCGACGUUGUGGAAUUCCAUGAAAAUAAAUUUAUAUUACAUGCAUACAUUAUUUUAAAAAGUAAAAAAAAA
Bactrocera oleae (olive fruit fly) is the source of this 2375-nucleotide messenger RNA. Lineage: Eukaryota; Metazoa; Arthropoda; Insecta; Diptera; Tephritidae. The record is from RefSeq and is a predicted model, not a curated record.